This is a messenger RNA of Haplochromis burtoni (Burton's mouthbrooder), 4059 nucleotides long. RefSeq names its product G protein-activated inward rectifier potassium channel 3. NCBI's taxonomy places the organism in Eukaryota, Metazoa, Chordata, Actinopteri, Cichliformes, Cichlidae. Gene Ontology annotation, biological process: regulation of monoatomic ion transmembrane transport; potassium ion import across plasma membrane. Gene Ontology annotation, cellular component: plasma membrane. Gene Ontology annotation, molecular function: inward rectifier potassium channel activity. The record is from RefSeq and is a predicted model, not a curated record. Bases 955 to 2277 code for a protein of 440 amino acids. The transcript has 3 exons.
GGGGAUUUAUUACUCCCCAGCCCCCUGAGGUGUAACCAGAACCUUGCCCUCCAUUGACACAUGAUGCCGUAUUCAGGGUAACUUUGCUGCACUUCAUUAAUCAAACUUACUGAUGUGAUUUCAGGAGUUUAUUUGUUUGAACCUAAGCGCCUCUAAAAGACCAUUAUUUUGUGAAAGACCUGCUCUGGACCUUGGACUUAGUAUGACAAAUUAUCUUGUUCGAGCAGUGAAACUGAAUUUUUCCAUGUGUGUCUGUGUGUUCUGAUAUAACUUAUCCAAAUAAACCAAAACACUCAAUUUUUUUCGAGACCUUGUCCAGGCUGUUCUUGAUGAAUAGAAAUGAUGAGUGUUCUUGGUGAUGGGUCUUGCCAUCAUACAACUUCACAAUGCUCAGUAUGCAGAGAAUAUAGUAGCAGCUUAUUUUUUGUAAGUUCCAUUCGUUAAUUUGAUCCCUGUAUUGUAUUCGGUCGGGUCUGUGUUUCAUUUACAGCUGCCACCACUGAUAGAUGACCUAUAAAACAGCCUUAAGUGUCCAUGCUUUUGUGGAACUUUUUCCAGCAUCAUUUCAACAAAUCGCUUUACAAAAGUUAAAGAAAACUGUAUACACCCAGGUUUUAUUAUAUUCAAGGCUGAUUAAAUUAUCUGACUAGGGUGAGAGUAUCUGGGCUGAAAUGUUCCAAAAACUGUUGCAGGCUUUUGAAUGCACCGUGAAUCAUAUUAGGUUUGUGAAAGCAGACUGUAAGAAUGAAAAAACAUUGUCAGUGUUUGUGCUCUGAACGAUUGAGGGGGAGGAGACAAACAGCUGCAUAGCUCCACAGCAGCAGCUCUUCACUCUAAACUCUCUCCUCCUCCAUUUGAUUACCCCGAUGAGCUGAAGGAAGUUACAUUAUACCAGCAGCAGCGUUCAUCUUAAGACAUGCUUUGCAGAGGUUGCAGAUAAAUUCACUUUGAUCCAUGAUGAUCACUAACUGCUCGUCACCCCCACCAUCCCAAGAGGGGCCUCAGUGUCCACCUGAGAGUUCCUCUCAGGUGUUCGCUCCAGCUGAGCAUGAGGUUCAUCAACAGGACGUCAUCCAAGAAACUCCUCUAGAAUCAGUAGAAGACACCUUGAAAUCUCUGCACAUGCAUCGUAACAAACACUUUAAACGUUUGAGCUCUCAAUGGCAAUCAACCUUCAGGGGCAACAUUGCUCUCUCUCCAACAGAGAAGCGGCACAGUGCAAAGAGCUUCAGGAGGCGCUGCAAGCUGCUGGGAGACGAGCAGCCUCUAUGUGUCACUACCAACAAUCAGCGCCAGCGUUACGUCACCAAGGACGGCAAGUGCAGGGUUAAUCUGGGACACAUUAAAGACAAGAGUCGCUUCAUUUCAGAUAUUUUCACCACAUUAGUAGAUCUUAAAUAUCUCUGGUUCCUUCUCGUCUUCACUGCCUGUUACAUCCUCACAUGGAUGUCCUUUGGUGCAAUCUACUUCUUAGAUGCUUGGCUACGUGACGACAUUGCACACGCCCACGACUCCCAGUGGCAGGCAUGCUUUGAAAAUGUGGACAGCUACCUCGCAGCCCUGCUGCUAUCUCUGGAGACCCAGAGGACUAUUGGGUACGGCACCAGGAGGGUAACAGCUAAUUGUCCUGAGGGUGUGGUGCUCCUGAUGGUCCAGUCCAUCACCGGCUCCAUUAUCGAUGCCGUGAUGGUGGGCUGUAUGUUCGUUAAAAUCUCCCGACCACAGCAGAGGGCCCAGACACUGAUCUUCAGCAAACACUGCGUCAUCUGCGAGCGUGACGAGAAGCUUUGCUUGCUCUUCCGCAUAGGUGACCUUCGAGAGAGCCACAUGGUGGACGCCAAGAUCCGAGCCAAGCUGAUCAAAUCCAGGCAGACCAAGGAGGGAGAGUUCAUCCCACUGGAGCAGACAGAGAUCAAUCUGGGCUAUGACACUGGAGGAGACAGGCUUCUCCUGGUAGAGCCCCAAACCAUUGCCCAUAUCAUCAAUGAUAGUAGUCCCUUCUGGGAGGUGGGGGCCAAGCGCUUGAAGAGGGAGACACUGGAGAUUAUCGUUAUCCUGGAAGGCAUUGUGGAGGCAUCAGGUAUGACAUGCCAGGCAAGGACAUCCUACACACAGGAUGAGAUUCUGUGGGGUCACCGAUUUGCUUCGUGCAUUUCCCUGGAAAAAGGAGCAUUCCUCGUGGACUGCAGUGCGUUUGACAAAACCUUUGAAGUCGAAAUGUCUCCACUCAGUGCAAGAAACAGAAGCCAUGCAAAGGAUGAGGAAUCUAUAUUUUAGAAACUGAAAACAGGUCUUAUUUGUGGAAACUAAGAAUCUGCAGUUGUAGUAAUUUUAUCUACUUUCUUGAUGUGGAAAGUUAAUUAUUUUGCUAUGUAAGUAGGUGAACCGAGUAAUUUUCAAUGAUCUAUUAAAUUUUAAAGACAAACAUGGCUUUCAUACCUCUUUUUGUACACCAGCUGUGACAUUCUCUGAAGUAAUGACAAUCAUAUUGAUGAAUAUAAAUCUCAGGGAGGCCAUAAUUUCUGUUGUUUUCCUUGUGGUAUGUUUUGACAUAACAUGGUGUCUGAUUUAUUUCAAAUCAAGUAAAAUAAAAUUUAUCCUCUUUUUUGUUCUUCAUCUUUUAGUUGUUCCUUUUAGGGGGUACCAUAGUGGAUCCUCCAUCUCACCCUAUCCAUAGCAUCCUUUUCUGUCACACCAAUCCCUAUGCAUGCAUUUUUUCUGUGCGCUUCCUCAUUUUCAGCAUCCUUUGUCCAAUAUAUCCACUGUCCCUUCUUCUGCAUUUGUCCAAACCAUCUCAGACUUGCCUCUAACUUUGUCUCCAAACUGCUCAGCCCCCCUGAUAUUCUCAUUUCUAAUCCUGUCAUUCUGCUCACUCCCAAUGAAAAUGUUUAACAUCUUCAGCUGUCUCACUUCCAGUUCAGCCUCCUAUCUUUUUCUCAGUGACACCAGCUCCAAGCCAUAUAUCAUAGCAGGUCUCACUACCAUCUUGUAAAUCUUACCCUUUACUCCUGCUGCUAUCCUUCUGUCACAAAUCACCCCUAACACCGGCCUCCACCUAUUCUAUCUUGCAUGCACUCUUUUUUUCACCUUUCUUGUCCCCUCUCCAUUGGUUUGGAUGGCUGACCCCGGGUACCUGACCUCAUCCAGGCAUUCUCUGUUAAACAGUCUGGUCAAAAAGUCCAUUGCUCGCUCUACUAGACAUCUCCAUACCUCUACAGGUUGUCAUCUGGACCAUCCGGCUUUCCACUUUCAUCCUAUUCAUAGCUGCCCUCAGUUCCUCAUAACUAAUGAUUCACCAACAUUGCUUCAUAUGUCCUGCUCUCACUGUCACUUGUCUGUGGUCUUGUCUAGGUGAAUAGAAGAGUAGCAUGGCAAAUCUAAAUUUAAAGGUCCACCGUUGUUUGGUGAUUUUUGAACUGUGCGCUGUUGGACUCAGGCCGGAUUAUUUGCCCAGGGAUUUUACCCAUGUAAUCUUGGUGGCUGUUUAUGUUCCUCCCUCUGCUAACCCCACUGCUGCAUUUGACAUUAGCACUCUGUCAUAGCCCAGUUACAGACUCAGCACCUGAGUGAGGGCAGAUCCCAUGAGUUGGAUUUGUUUUCAACCGAUCUGACACUGUAGUAAUUGCCCCCCCCACUGACCUACCUGUAGUUAGCCUGCAAUCCACUGCCAAGCCACUCACUCUCUUUCUCUCUACACAUUGCACCAUAAAAUCUUGAGAAAAUCCUGACACCCCUCCCACACCUAUCGUUUUCAAUCGUGACCAGGUUCAAAGAGAACAGAGAAGACUCCACUCAGGCAAGUCUGCUCGACCAGACAGGGUGAGUCCCCUUGUCCUCAAGGCCUGUGCCCCCAGCUUUGAGGAGUCUUUCAUUAACUGUUCAUGGUGAAUCUGAGCCCGCAGAGUGGAAGACGUCACAGUGGCCCCCGGGAUUACAGACCUGUGGCACUGACAUUCCACGUCAGACCCUGGAAAGACUCCUCUCUGACCAUUCCCAAACUAUUAUCAGGAUCCCUUCACAAACUGCAUGCUAUGUUUACUCCAGUUAACUUUGUCUUUA